GGCGCCGUGCUGUUGCUGUUGGGCAACGCGUACGCCGCUGUUGGGGCGCUGAACAUAGUCGUCACCGGCAACAGAUUUAGUGACGCGCUGCUCAGUCCGGAGGGUGUGUUUCCGCCGCACACGAACAUCACGAUCAGCGGGAACCGCUUCACGGUCACGAGGCCGAUCCCUCGGCCGGGUUUGGAACUUGACUGCCCGUCGUGUGUUGCGAUGAAUGGACUGGUGAUCAGCAACGACUCCGCGGUGGUGCUGAGUGGCAAUGUGUUUCAGAGCGUGACGACAUCGUCAAGCGCCAUUUACGUUGUUGGAUCUGCGCUGAGGGUGUCGUGGCACUCCGUGUUUGCGGUGGUGGGCAACACGUUUCACAUGGCUGGCGGUGACGGUACGCUGAUACAUCUUGAAGGACCUAGAUACUCCUCAUCGCUGUGUGUACUGAACAACUCUGCCGUGGUGAUUCGAGGCAACGCUGUGACGAGGCCGGUGAAGUGCUUCGUGUUACUUAUUUGGACCUUAGACGUGGAGUCCCAUUCAGCGGUUGUGUUUCAGGGCAACGAGAUGCAGGGAAGCUCGGUUGUGUUCUAUUCAAGCGACUCCUCCAACAUCUACUACAACUCCUGGCUGCAGUUGAGCGGCAACCUCUGCCGUGAAUCCCCAUCGGAAGCGUUUGCCUUUCUUUAUCCCAAAGUGAAUCUCCGCGACUCUACGGUGUCUGUGUCCGGCAACCAAUUCGUGUCCAGCACGGUCUCGCCGACAGUGCUGCUGAUACCUCAAAGUUCCCGCGAUCUCACGAACGGAGCGAUUGUGGCUGCGUGCAACACCGUGAACGACAAGGAGGGAGUGAAAUACAUCAUUUCCUCCGUGUACAAUGCCACCAUUCUGACCUGCAGCGACCCAUGCACCCUCGCGGCGUCGUGCUUCCCUGCGUACACGACGACGGCCUCGAGUGAAGGCUGCGCCUGCGCCUGCGCUGAGGGCGGCCACGGCGAUGCGUGCCUGCCCGUUGCUGUCCCCGAGCCGCCGGGCACCGACGGCGCCGACUUGUGCGUGCGGGACGUGCGUGUGGGUGUGGAGGUGAACGUCAGUUUCGGGACGUCGGUGGCGUGCUACGUUGGUGUGACCUUUGCGGCGGACGUCGUGGUGGACGUGGAGUCGAUGUCGGGGAGCGUGCGCAACGUGACGCUGGUGAACUGCCUGUUUGUGGACGGAGCGAGCCUGUACGUUGUUGGGUGGCGGUCCGACCCGACUGCUGGCGAGCACGUUGAUGUGUUGAUCAGCGGGCUUGAGUCGCGUUCCGGCGGCGGCGUGGUGGUGGCGAACCGAUUUCCGCCGGGCUCGCGCGUCACUGUGGUGGACUCGGUGCUGAUUGCAGAGGCGCGUGUUGCGUACCGCGGCGCCUACGGCCUUGGCGACGCGUCCGCAUGCCUCGUGGUGCACAACGUGAAUCUGACUGGGAGCGUGCUGACCAUUGCGCGCGCGCAUGUGGCGGCUGUGUUCCGUGACGCUGUUGGCGUGUUGUUUGGCGGCGUGGCGCUGUCGUCGCGCGGAGCGCUGUACGUGGACGGGCUGUUGGUGCAGACGGCGCUGGGGCUGUGCGUGUCGGUGGAGGGCGGUGUCGCGGCCAGCGGCGGCUCCGUGGUGGCGUUUCUUGACAGCGACUUCCUGCUGUGCAAGCACGCGGUGUCUGUGCGUGGGGCUGUGAGCGUGUCGGGCUCCGCUGUGGCGCUUGUGCGGAGCGAAUUUUCGUCGACGGGGGACUACGCGGUGGCGUUCUAUUCGACGGUGAGUCUGGAUGGCGGGUCGAUGCUGCUGGCGAAGGACAACGUGCACGACGGCGUCUCGAGGGAGAUGCUCUACGCCGCUGGCGCUGUGACCGCUGCUGGGAGCACGCUGAGCUUUGUGCGCAACCGAGCGCUGCUGCCGCGGAUGCUGUCGCUGAGCCUGUUGCUUGCGGCUGGGGCGCAUUUGAGGGUGGCGUGCAACGACGCUGGUGGACGUGUCCUGUCGACGGCGGAGGAGUACGCUGCGGCUGGUUUUGGCGACGCUGGGAGCAUCGACGUUGCUGGGUGCGACGACUGCGACAGGAACACGCACUGCUACGCGCCCGGGACGGCGUCGGUGAGCAUGAGGAACGGUGUGUGCGUGUGCGCGUGCGGCAGCGGUGGGUACGGCGAGGCGUGCGUGCCGGUGGGAGCUCCCGCACUGCCGUCUGCUGUGGGCAAAUGCGUCGAGUGUGUUCUUCCGCGAGGGCGUGA
This is a messenger RNA of Trypanosoma cruzi, 2252 nucleotides long. RefSeq names its product dispersed gene family protein 1 (DGF-1), putative. The annotation marks the transcript as partial. Lineage: Eukaryota; Euglenozoa; Kinetoplastea; Trypanosomatida; Trypanosomatidae. The record is from RefSeq and is a predicted model, not a curated record. The transcript has a single exon.